UCCAUCAUUUGAUACACAACUCUACCAUUUCGCUGCCAAAACACGACUGCGAAUCCGCUGGGCACCGCCUACCGUUUUCUCUCGAUUGAUACGUGGACCCUCUUCCACGUCACCGCGCUGGGAAACCUCCGAUUUCCUCAACCUCGCCUCCCCAAUUCUCCCUAUAUUUGUCAGUCAUCAUCUUCACUCGACGCCGUUUGCAUGCUCUGGAGGUCGUCGAGCUCGAGAGAUGACGAGCCAACGACGACUGCGCAGCAUGAGCAGACUCAUAGGAGCCAUUUGAACGCCGCAGCGUCACAGUCCUCACUGGCUGCCGACGCGCCCUCCCAGUCAUCACCCACGAGGGAAGUCAUCAAGAGGCCUCCCUUCUUGGGCCUUGGCGCAACCCUCUUCUUCGUCGCCUUUACUGGCGCUGCUCUUUACGGCUUUAGAGCUGCAAAGAAGGCGGAUCUAAACGAGGCUCGCGAGGCGCUUGCGGCAGCAUCAACUGCGCACGCAGGCACCGCAGGUCGAGGCGUGGGCGCAAACCAUGCUCGCCUUCAAUCACCCUCUGCCCUCAGUAGUAGCGGCAAGAAUGCACCUCGCGCUACCACGUCGCCUUCUCGCGGUCUCGAUUGGGGCUCAGCGGGCACUUCAGCGCCAUCGGUACUCUCCAAGUCAGGCUCGGCCGCAGCAUCGCUCCCGGCACGCUAUGCUGUACCACUACCCAGAAUGAAAGAUGGCAAGCCCAUCUUCGAUGAGCCACCAGCUGUGACGGCCAUCAAGGCCUUUGGCGCCGCCACGGCCAUCGUCGCUGUUACCAGUGUAGUCGUCGUCGAGGUUGGACGUCGCGUGCUGGGCAUCGAGGACGUGUACGACCUCACGGACCGCCUUCACGGCUUCAUUCCCAAGACCUUUGCCUUGCCCGAAGCUGUUGGCAAUUAUCUGCGUCCACGUCUCGCUGGCCUUUUCCCUCAGACCGAGGAGGAUAGAAAGGACCCACUUGCAUCAAUCGACCAAUACGAAGCCGCCCCAGCCGAUGAAGCAGCGCCGAGCAAGCCGUCGUCAUCAUCAUGGUUCACAGGCCUCUUCUCACAAGAACAGCGACACCACGACGCACAACAUCAGCCGCAAGCUCGCGACCCGGAAGAUGUCUUCAACGACAUCGAGCAAGCCACUACGAUGAAGGAAAAGCUCAAGCUCCUCGAUGCUCAGCUACGAGGAGAGAGGGCAAUCGAGGACGCGCAGAGAGAGGCAAUGCGUUCGAAGAGAGAAGCGAGCAAAGGCAGGUAGACGAGAUCAACGCCUCUUUCCAUUGCCGCUGACCCGACUGAGGCGCGAAAUUGCAAGUCACUCAACAACUCCGAUGUACGGGCUUUUUGAUUUUUUCAAUGUAUGGAUGAGGACUGGAU
This is a messenger RNA of Jaminaea rosea, 1391 nucleotides long. RefSeq lists its product as hypothetical. Bases 202 to 1272 code for a protein of 356 amino acids. The record is from RefSeq and is a predicted model, not a curated record. The transcript has a single exon. NCBI's taxonomy places the organism in Eukaryota, Fungi, Basidiomycota, Exobasidiomycetes, Microstromatales.